GAAGCAGCGGCAUUGCAAAAAGCGCGCGAAGAGCGUCGUCGAUUGUCAGAUUCACAUCGCAACCCGCCAAAACGGCAAGGUGACAUAUUAAACAGAGAAACCAGAGAGUCCUAUAGAGCAAGUGAAAUGAUAAAAUCUCUAGCUAAUAUAACUGCCAGACAGAAAAAACACGAUUAAAUGGAAGCUAAAGCAAAGGUUCAUGUUGAGGAAGAUUUGAAAUUGAGUGGCUCUGAACAACUAACGCUCGCCACUCGGGGGUAUAAAAUGAUAAAGAAAAUAAACGAAGGCUCCUAUGCUAAGGUUUAUCUCGCCGAAUACAGAAAUCCUAAUAAAAAGGAUCGUUUGUCAGUUCUCGCUUGUAAAAUCAUAGACACCAAUACGGCACCAAAAGAUUUUGUUAAGAAGUUCCUACCGAGGGAGAUAGACAUGCUAAUCAAGUUGAACCACCCUCAUCUCGUGCAUACUCACAGCAUCUUCCAAAGACGAUAUAAAUACUUCAUAUUCAUGCGUUACAUGGAACACGGGGAUUUGUUAGAGCAUGUUUUGCAAAAAGGUGCCGUUCCAGAGGACCAAGCCAGAAUUUGGACGCGUCAGCUCGCUCUCGCUAUUCAAUAUAUGCACGAGUUGGAAAUAGCACACCGCGAUAUCAAAUGUGAGAACGUCCUACUCACCGCUAACCAAAACGCGAAAUUAUCAGACUUCGGUUUUGCCAGGAUGUGCGUGGACAAACGAUUCAAAGACAUUCCCAGCGAAACGUUUUGUGGUUCGCUCUCAUACACUGCUCCAGAGAUUUUACAAGGAUCGCCCUACUACCCUAAGCCCACUGAUAUUUGGUCCCUAGGCAUUGUACUGUACGUUAUGCUUAACAGGGCGAUGCCAUUUGAAGAUAAGCAUAUAAAGCAAUUGUACCAAGCUCAGAUAAACAAAAGUUGGAGAUUCCGAUCGCGAUACAAAGAAUCGCUUUCAGAGAAUUGUAAACGCCUCGUAAAUUUAAUGUUAGAACCGAAUUACAGAAAUAGAAUCAAAGUGGAUAAUAUCAUUAACGGCGCAUGGAUCGCUAUGGAUUCGAGAUUGUUGGAGUGGAAUACACAAGAAACAUCAGCGUUUAACAAAGCACGAGAAGAGAAGAUUUUAAGCAUGCAGAAGGUGGAAGUGACAGAGCCUCUUAAACAGGAAAAGGAGACAUCAUGCCUUCCCGACCAAUCUCUAGUUAAAGCUACGUAUGAUAUAGAAGAUUCUACAUCCUCUUGACAGAGAGACCGCGACGUCCUAAGCGAGACGUACUGUGGUUCGCUGUCGUACGCCGCACCAGAAGUGUUAAAAGGCGUACCGUACCUCCCGAAACUUGCGGAUAUGUGGU
Messenger RNA from Pieris rapae (cabbage white), 1360 nucleotides. RefSeq names its product testis-specific serine/threonine-protein kinase 1-like. Gene Ontology annotation, molecular function: ATP binding; tau-protein kinase activity; protein serine/threonine kinase activity. Gene Ontology annotation, biological process: protein phosphorylation; microtubule cytoskeleton organization; intracellular signal transduction. The transcript is spliced from 6 exons. Lineage: Eukaryota; Metazoa; Arthropoda; Insecta; Lepidoptera; Pieridae. Bases 178 to 1251 code for a protein of 357 amino acids. The record is from RefSeq and is a predicted model, not a curated record. Gene Ontology annotation, cellular component: cytoplasm.